Molecule: messenger RNA, 2766 nt
Organism: Panicum virgatum (switchgrass)
Lineage: Eukaryota; Viridiplantae; Streptophyta; Magnoliopsida; Poales; Poaceae
Exons: 3
Coding region: 1-2766 (921 amino acids)
Biological process (GO): proteolysis
Molecular function (GO): aspartic-type endopeptidase activity
Source: RefSeq, a predicted model, not a curated record
AUGGCUGACGCCCAGGUUCCGGCGGACAUCAGCGCCAAGCUCGACAACCUCCUCCACGCGGUCGAGCUCAACACCCAUGAGAUCAGCCAAUUCGAGGCCUCGGGAUCUGACCCGCCAUCCCCCCACCCAUCGCCCGCGCACAAGUUCAAGUUCCCCGACUACUACGGCAAGGACGAUCCGGCAAUCUGGCUGCACAAAUGCGAACAGUGCUUCCAAGCCUAUCGCACCCCGGAGGCGAACAAGACCUGGACGGCAUCCUUCUACCUCCACGAGGCAGCCGCCCGAUGGUACUUUCGGUUGGAGCGUAAUCGCGGCGUUCCAUCGUGGCCGGAGUUCGUUCAAGCCAUCAACCGUCGCUUCGGGUCGUCCAUCCGCAGCAACCCCCUCGGCGAACUGGCCCAGCUCCGCCGGACGGGUAUGGUCGAAGACUUCAUCGACCAGUUCCUCACCCAACUCACCCGCUGCGACGAUGUCUCCGAACGGCAGCAGACUAACCUGUUUAUGGCCGGUUUGGGCGGCACACUGCAGAUCGAUGUGGAGAUGCAGCACCCGGAGCACCUCGAGGACGCCAUGAAUCUCGCUCGGGCAUACGAGCGGCGUUCGACUUCGAUCGCCACGGAGUCGCGAUUUGCGUGGCGCCCUCCCCCUCGGGGUUCCAAAUCAUCGUCAGCAGCGGCGUCGCCGGCCGCCCCAGCAUUCGCGGCGGCCUCCCAGCAUCGGACGGCGCCCUCUGCAUCCUCGGCCGACCCUCCACCGCCGCCAGAUCCUUCGCCAGCAGCCCCACCGUUUACACGCUUCCGGCGGCUGUCCGCAGAGGAGAUGGACGAUCGCCGCACCCACGGCCUGUGCUUCAACUGCCCCGAGAAGUUCGCUCCCGGGCACAACAAGGUGUGCAAGGGCAAGGGGGUCUACACCAUCGAGAUAUCCGAAGACUUCCCCCUGGAAGACGACGCCUCCGACAACGACUCCGAGCUGGCCGUCGAGGUGUCCAUGUGCGCCAUGACGGGUCUCGGCAGCACCGACACCUUCCUCCUCGAGACCGACAUCGCGGGCAUCCCCAUCACCGCCCUGGUCGACUCGGGAUCCACGCACACCUUCAUGGCGUCAUCCACAGCAGACCGCCUGGGCUUAUCUCCAGAGCCCUUGAGCGGCAUCCACAUCAAAGUAGCCAACGGCGAGCGGCUGCAGUCAUCCAGGGUUUGCCGUGCGGUCUGCAUCAUCAUCGGCGGCGAACCCUUCAACAUUGACAUCUUCGUCAUCCCACUGGAGGGCUACGAGCUGGUCUUGGGGUACCGUUGGCUGCGCUCCCUCGGCUCCUUCAACUGGGACUGCGCGCGCCAGCGCCUAUCCUUCUGGAAUGGCGGCCGACGGGUGUGCCUCGUGGGCAAGGGCGCUCCUUCUAGACCGCGCCUUGCUGCGGCCGUGGCGGCGAUCGACUACCUCCAGCUCCUCCUCGACUCGUUCGCCGACCUCUUCGAGCCGCCGACAACUCUCCCACCGAGCCGCAGCUUCGACCACCACAUUCACCUGCUGCCCGGGACGGCUCCAGUGGCGGUUCGACCGUAUAGAUACCCCCAGCUGCUGAAGGACGAGAUCGAGUGCCAAUGCGCAGACAUGCUGCGGCAAGGCAUCAUACGCCCCAGCACGUCCGCGUUCUCCUCCCCGGUCUUGCUGGUGCGCAAGAAGGACGGGACAUGGCGAUUCUGCGUCGACUACCGCGCCCUCAAUACCGUCACCGUCCGCGACAUGUUCCCCAUCCCUAUCGUCGACGAACUCUUGGACGAGCUCCGCAGCGCCGUAUUCUUCACCAAGCUCGACCUGAGUAGCGGCUACCACCAGGUCCGGAUGUUCGCCGCCGACAUCGACAAAACGGCCUUCCGGACCCAUCAUGGCCACUUCGAGUUCUUGGUGAUGCCCUUCAGCCUCACAAACGCGCCGUCCACGUUCCAGGCGCUCAUGAAUGAGGUACUGCGCCCUUUUCUCCGUCGCUUCGUUCUUGUCUUCUUCGACGACAUCCUCAUCUACAGCAAGACAUGGAGCGAGCAUCUGCAACACGUCCGUGCCGUCUUCGACACCCUCCGGGCGCACGGGCUGGUGUUGAAGCGGUCUAAGUGCUCUUUUGGCGAGAAGAGCAUGGCUUAUCUGGGCCACAUCGUCACCGGUGAUGGCGUGGCCAUGGAUCAGUCCAAGGAAGCAACGGACGCUUUCCGCACCCUCCAGCACGCCCUCACCACAGGACCCGUGCUACAGCUUCCUGACUUCGACAAGCCAUUUGUCGUCGACUGCGACGCCUCCGGCUCGGGCUUCGGGGCCGUGCUACAUCAGCUUGACGGCCCCAUCGCGUUCUACAGCAAGACGGUCGCGCCCCGUCAUAUGAAGCUGGCGGCCUAUGAACGCGAACUAAUCGGUCUUGUGCAGGCGGUGCGUCACUGGAGACCGUACCUGUGGACGUGCCCAUUCAUCGUCCGGACCGACCACUGCAGCCUCAAGCAUCUCCUAGACCAGCGGCUGUCCAUGCUCCCUCAACACACGUGGGUCAGCAAGCUCUUCGGGUACUCCUUCACGGUGGAGUACCGGCCGGGGCGCCAGAACGUCGUCGCCGAUGCUCUCUCCCGGUGCGACGAGGAUCAGUGUGCCAUCAAUGCCUUGGCGCUAUCCCGACCAGAGUUUGAGCUCUUUGACGAGCUCAAGCAGGAGGUGGCGUCCCUCCCCUCUUUCAACACCAAGCGCAAGGAGAUCGCCGACGGCUUGGCCGGAGCAGCCUGA